Molecule: messenger RNA, 855 nt
Organism: Protopolystoma xenopodis
Lineage: Eukaryota; Metazoa; Platyhelminthes; Monogenea; Polystomatidea; Polystomatidae
Source: the annotation of a GenBank genome assembly
AUGGUGUCUGGCCAUGUGAACAAACGACUCACAUCUGCUCAAGGACUCGGCAACCAGGACUCGCAUUUUGCUUAUCCUGAGUCGAGGCCUCCGACUUGUGUUCAUCUUGAGUCCAACUUCAACGGCCAUAAUCUACAUUCCCAUCAUCAGGCUUAUCAAGAAACAUGUGACCAACUUCAUCUUAAAAAUCAGAUUAUAACGACAAGCGAUGCUGGUUCACUCCCACUUUCGCCUUCGUUUGCAGCAACGCCAUCUGGCUUGACGGAAAGCCCUAGGCCUUUUCCUUCGCCAACGCCAGAAGAUCUCUACUCGGACACGCAGCAGCAGCACCACCAACAACAACAGCGAACCUCCUAUGCUCAAUCUGGGAAUCAGGGUCUUAAAUCUCGGCAGCCUCAGCGCCACUUACGACUGCCACAAGGAAACGAAGAGACCCGACUGCAAUCGAAUAUCCAUUUGCCCACCAAUAGCUCAACAGGCGUCAUAGGCGCUGUAGUUACUACCACUGAAGACAAUAUUUGCUCCACUAGCCCUAACACCAACACAACGGCAACCAUUACUACAGUAACUAAUACGUCCUCUAAUUUCUCAACUUGGAAAGGACAUCCUCACCAUUUGACCCUUUCCAAUUUCUCACAAACUCUUCAGACCGAUCAGCCAGGGUUAUGUGAACUACCCAAGCAAUUUCCCAAGAGUUACGAAUGCUGCUUAAAUCCAGAUUCCUUACUGGGGAAUUUGGCUACUGGUGAAAUUAGAGCGCCUUGUCCUUCCAGUGGGCACUCGGAGUUUGUGCUAUCUGAAACCCAGCUGGCAGGCUGUUAUAAGAGUGCACCUGUGGCAACUGAUAACAAGUAG